GUCCCUCUUUCUGUUUCCUCAAUGUUGGGAGGUAUGGUAAGAUGCAGGGCCCUAAAGUAAAAUGAUGACAUUUAAGGAGAGGAAAUUGCCAUUUUGCACAGGUAUAUUGUAUUUUGGUGUUGCCAUUUUAAAUAAAACGGAAUUGACGUUGGGACGGCAGGCUAAGCAAUGUCAAUUUGUUGAGAACUGAACUGAGUCCUUGCUCUGCAUGAUGAGUACAGGAAACUGACAAGUAACAGGUUGUUUUUAUCUUGGAAGCCGCUGCUCCUUUAAGAGGAGUUGCGUAGCAACGCGUUGAUUUCCCGGCCUGCUCAGGAAAGUCUGUGACUGGCGGACGGGCUAAGAGGCUGCACCUACAGACAGUGGCCUCUCGAAGGCAAGGCAAGGAGACUGGAUUCGCUCAGGCUUUCUCGCAGCCUUAUCGGCGCGUCCUGUUUUCGUUGUGAACAGUGAGAGAAUGCACACUACACAGGCCUUAGAACGGAGCACUCCUAGAUAGAGGCUCCCGGGACUCGUACAUUCAGCUUUCAGGCCUCGCUCAGCCCCUAUGUGAGUGUUCCGAUACAAGGAUGACAGUCGCGGCCCUCCACUGAUAUUGCCGCACGCUCUGUUUACGUUUGGAAUUGGACAUGGAGGAAUCUUCCCCAAAAUCAUUGCUUGAUAUUACCCUGCUUUAUAUAAGCACUCAUCUUGAAAAGUUUUGCGGGGAGAGGCAAGAUGGAACCUACUGCUUACAAGAUGCUGCAAUAUUUCCUCAAGAGGUGGCAGACCGAUUGCUGCAGGCAAUGGCUGUUCAAAGACAGCUAAAUGAAGUAACUGUAGGAAUUUUCCGUGGGAACCAGUUGCGUCUGAAGCGUGCUUGUAUUCGCAAGGCAAAGAUCUCUGCUGUAGCUUUCCGAAAAGCUUUCUGCCACCAUAAACUAGUUGAACUUGAUGCUACAGGGGUUAAUGCUGACAUCACUAUUACUGACAUCAUUAGUGGCCUCAGCAGUAGCAAAUGGAUCAGAGAGAACCUUCAGUGCCUGGUGCUGAAUUCUUUGACUCUGUCCCUAGAGGAUCCAUAUGAGCGAUGCUUCAGCCAGUUGUCUGGCCUUCGUGUUCUGAGCAUUACCAAUGUUUUAUUCUACAAUGAAGACUUGGCUGAUGUUGCUUCCCUCCCUAGACUGGAAAGCCUUGAUAUUUCUAACACUUCAGUUACUGACAUUACUGCCCUUGUUGCCUGUAAAGACCGUCUAAAAUCCCUUACUAUGCACCAUCUAAAAUGUUUAAAGAUGACAACCACACAGAUCCUAGAAGUUAUCAGGGAACUAAAAAGCCUCAACCAUUUGGAUAUUUCUGAUGAUAAGCAGUUCACAUCUGAUAUUGCAUGCCGUUUGCUUGAGCAGAAUGACAUUCUUCUUCAUUUGGUCUCAUUGGAUAUAUCUGGAAGGAAGCAUGUUACAGAUAAAGCAGUCGAAGCAUUUAUCAGACAGCGACCUCAGAUGCAGUUUGUCGGUCUAUUAGCCACAGAAGCUGGAUAUUCUGAGUUCCUUUCUGGGGAAGGGUGUGUGAAGGUGUCUGGAGAGGCAAACCAGACUCAGAUUGCUGAAGCUCUCCGCCGGUAUAGCGAACGUUCAUUUUUUGUUCGUGAAGCUCUCUUUCAUCUUUUCAGUCUGACUCAUGUUAUGGAUAAAGCCAACCCUGAGAUGUUAAAGCUAGUUGUAAUAGGCAUGAGGAACCAUCCAACAAAUCUUCCUGUGCAACUUGCAGCCAGUGCCUGUGUUUUUAAUCUCACCAAGCAGGACCUAGCAGCUGGCAUGCCUGUUAAACUCCUGGCUGACGUCACACAUUUACUUUUAGAAGCAAUGAAACAUUUUCCCAACCACCAACAGUUGCAAAAAAAUUGUCUCUUGUCCCUGUGCAGUGACAGAAUUCUGCAGGAUGUUCCAUUUAACAGGUUUGAUGCAGCAAAGCUUGUAAUGCAGUGGCUAUGUAAUCAUGAGGAUCAAAACAUGCAGAGAAUGGCAGUUGCAAUUAUCUCUAUUUUGGCAGCAAAGCUCUCCACUGAACAGACUGCCCAGCUUGGAGCAGAGCUAUUCAUUGUCCGGCAACUGCUCCAAAUUGUAAGACAAAAGACAAGUCAGAAUAUGGUGGACACCACGCUAAAGUUCACCCUAAGUGCUCUGUGGAAUCUUACAGAUGAAUCCCCAACAACCUGCCGUCACUUUAUAGAAAACCAGGGCCUGGAGCUCUUCAUGAAAGUUCUUGAGACUUUUCCGUCAGAGUCCUCCAUUCAACAAAAAGUAUUAGGUUUAUUGAAUAACAUUGCAGAGGUGAAGGAGCUCCAUUCCGAGCUCAUGUGUAAGGAUUUUAUUGAUCAGAUCAGCAAGCUGCUACAUAGCGUGGAAGUAGAAGUCAGCUAUUUUGCGGCUGGAAUUAUUGCACAUCUUGUAUCUCGAGGAGAAGAGACUUGGACAUUAAGUUCCAGCUCAAGAGAAACACUGCUAGAGAAGCUGCAUUCUGCUAUACUCAGCUGGCCAGCACCAGAGUGUGAAAUGGUUGCCUACAGGUCCUUUAACCCCUUUUUCCCACUCCUGGCAUGUUUCAGGACGCCCGGUGUUCAGCUCUGGGCAGUGUGGGCAAUGCAGCAUGUGUGUAGCAAAAACCCUGUAAGAUACUGCAAUAUGCUGAUCGAUGAAGGUGGUCUGGUCAAAUUGCACCGUAUUAGAGACCACGUGUGUGCUGAUCCUGAUGUCCUGCGCAUUACCAUUGCCAUCCUGGACAACCUAGACAGGCACCUGAACAAACAUGGCAAUCCUCCCUGCCCAAAACCACCAUUUACCAAGUAACACAGAACCCAGAAGUCUGCUUCGACUGAUAGGAUUAAGUCUGGAUUUACGUGUUGCUUGUGUUCAAAAUUGUAUUUUAAAGUGAAAACUGAUUUAAUGGAGAAAGAAGAAACAAAACUGAAUGCUUGCAUAAUCUGGACAAAUGUGCAUAUAAGUAAGCAGUGUUUUUGACUGGGCAAUGUUGCACAAAUUCACCCUAUACACAAUUAUUUCUGUAUUUGUACAUUCAGCAAUUUGCACUGAUGCCAGAACUGGAUGUGAUUUUUUCCACUGACCUAUUCAUGCUGGAAUAAGGAUGAUACAGUCUCUCCGUUUGCUUCUGCUGGAUUUCAUUAACAUUUUCUGUUAUAGUUGAUUCCAACUGCUGCUGAAUUCCUUGUUUUAGACUGUACCAUAAGCAUUUGACGUGCAUGAAACUUAAUGGACCCUGGAUGCAGUACCUUGUUUUUUUCCUCUCCAAUAUUUUUGUAAAAUACAUAUUUGAACUAAUCCACUCAUCUUCCCAGACUACCCAUAUGUUUGCACUGAUAUGUCUUAAAAUCUUAAAUUCAUGAAGUUUAGUUGGUUAGAAAAGGUUAGUUAUAGUCUUCACAGGACAUGCAUCCACUUGCAGUAUCCAUCCCCAACUCAUAUAGAAGAGGGAUGCUAUGGGCUGUAGUUCUGUGACACCUGGAGGACCAGAUAAUUUCUACCAUGUAAUAACAUGACCAAUAAAUAUGGCAUACAGGACGUUUGGCAUCAAGGUUAUGGCUCAGGUAAUGUCCUCAGCGACUUUGAAAGCAGAACAUUUUUUAAUGAAGCUCUAAUUGUAAGAGGCACAUUUAUCAAGGGUCGAAGUCCAAAUUCAUGUGAGUUUUUUAAACCUCCCAUAAACUCAAAUAAAUUUGAAAUUCAACCCAUCGAAAUGUAUUAAUAAAAUUGAAUUUUCAUAGCUCGGACGAACUCAAUUGACCCAAAAACUCGAAUCAAAUUAAAAAAACUUGAUUCGAGUUUUUUUUGGAGAAGUCAGUAAACAUCACCGAAUUGAUCCCUGGACCUCUCCCACUGACUUAUACAGCAAUUCGACAGGUUUAAGGUGGCGAAUAGUCGAAUUCGAGUUCUUAAAGGGCCAGAGUAUUAUAAAUCUUGAAAAUUUGAAGUAGAAUUAAAACUUGAAUCAAGAGCAUUCAAACUUGAGAGUUUUGACCAAAAGCAAAUUUGAAUUUUCACUUCGACCCUUCAUAAAUCUGCCCCUAAGUGUUUUAAUGUUCUUGAUAACUUUUAUCAUGUUUUUGAACAAACACUUCUGAUUUGUCAUCAUGGCUAUGUCAAUUUAAUACAGAUUUCAUGGAUAUUGGUGCAAUUUAGUGUCACAUUCAAGCUAAGUAUGCUGUAGUCCAGUAACUAUUUAGUAAAGACUUGCUAAACAGUUAAGAUACCAUUUAAUGGUGAUUUUUUUUUUUUUUUUGCUUCUAAUUACUGGUGCUUUUAUGCAGUCAUAUCUUGUAUGGGACCAUCUGGUGGAAAUUGGGACUGUUUUUGUUUAUUCCCACCAAUGGUAGUUUGUGAUCUGCUGCCUGGUGGGUAUUUUUGUUUUGUUUCUCACAUCUGGGCCCUAAAGGUAAUUUGGCAAUUGAUUUUUAUCAAGAUGAUGUUCUGAGGCAAAAACUCGAAACUAGCGCCUUGGUAAAUCGUAUUGCUGUUCUUAUUCCAACAAGCGCAAAUGCUAAAGCAAUUGUGUCCAGCAGUGAUUUGGCAUCAGUUCAGUGUGAUUUUAAAUGCAGUAUUAGAAUUACAUAUCUCCAUGCCCUAUGUGGAGAUUGUUCUCUGUUACUGGAGGAACACAAUUUCUAGCAGAAUUGUAUUUCUUGCCUCCAUAUUGUAUAUAGGUGUUAUUUUAAGACAUUUUAGGAAAAAAAUGCUAUUUCCUUUUUGUUUUUGAAUGGGAUAAAAGUAAUGUAUAUACAUUUCCAGAUAAGAUCUGAGUUUAGGCAUUUUUACAUUUUAGCAGAAUAUGAAACUGUAAAGCGUAUAAUGUUUAAUUUAACUGUAGAAUAUGAUUAUAAAACAAGAGUAUUGAAUGUUUGGAUUCAACUGCUGCUGAAGGACUAUUACACUUCCUAUAGUAUAUAUAAAUAAUAGAAACAGCCAUGGGGGAAAAUCUUGCACAUGAUCAGACCUUUAACUCAAGUUUAGUAUAAUGACACCGUCUUGUAUGCUUUGUACAAAAUGUGGCAUCUUCAUGAAAUAUCAUCAAAAUUAUGUUUGUGCCUGAAAACCAUAAAAAAAAAUUGGAAAGUGUAGUUUCAUGUAACCAGUGUACGUGUUUGCUGUAUUAGGGGGUAGUUGUGCAGGUAUACUCGAGGCAAUAACACAAUGUGAGCUCAGUGAAGACUGCAGAAAAGACUAACAUUAAUAGGCAGCUAAUAAUGGUGGAGAAAGCCCAACAACUGGUGAUGUUAUGUGUUUCCUUUUUUUUUUAACAAGGGGGUCAAUAUUUUUCCCACAGGUAAAGCAUUGUUGCACAGACUCCCUUACUGAACAACAUAGAAUGCAUUCUCCAAUUACUAUUUAUUGCAUUAUAAUACAUUGAUAUAUAAGCACACGUUUGAUCUCCUCCUAUAUUAUAUUCUGGUAUACUGCACAUCAUUUUGCAUUCAAAUGUUAUACUAUAGCCAUAUUUUUUAAAAAUGCUUUACGAUUUAUGGUUAAUCUGUAACAUGUACAAUUGUUCUUUUGCUACUUUUGUCUUUUAUUAAACUUAAUGUUAAUGGUC
Messenger RNA from Xenopus laevis (African clawed frog), 5583 nucleotides. RefSeq names its product zyg-11 family member B, cell cycle regulator S homeolog (gene zyg11b.S). The transcript is spliced from 14 exons. Bases 630 to 2828 code for a protein of 732 amino acids. Gene Ontology annotation, cellular component: Cul2-RING ubiquitin ligase complex. The record is from RefSeq and is a predicted model, not a curated record. Lineage: Eukaryota; Metazoa; Chordata; Amphibia; Anura; Pipidae.